CCAGCGAGGUCACUGUCAGCGCCAAGCGGGCACUCGCUCUCACGGCCAGCAUGUGGCAGCUGCUGCCGCCCGCCGUCCUGCUGCUUCUGGCGUCAGCCAGCACCGAAGCUGAAGGUGUCCAGAAGGCGGUGGUGUCCCUGCAUCCGGAAUGGGACAGGCUGCUCGAGAUGGACAAUGUGACUCUGAGGUGCCAGGGGGCCCAGGCCGAGGGGAGCAGUUCCACACGGUGGUGGCACAAUGGUCACCUCCUGCCAAACCAGACCUCCAGCUACUUCAUCGAAUCAGCCAGCGUGAACGACAGCGGGGAGUACAUGUGCCAGACCAGCCUCUCCAAUCUCAGCGACCGGGUGCAGCUCCAAGUCCGUGCCGCCUGGCUGCUGCUGCAGGCCCCGCGGUGGAAGCUGCGGGAGGGGGACCCCCUGGUGCUGCGGUGCCACAGCUGGAAGAACAAGCGCGUGCACAACGUCCAGUACUUCCAGGACGGCAGAGGCAGGCAGUUCUCCUACAACAACUCCGCCUUCCACGUCCCCAGGGCGUCCCGCAAGCACAACGGCUCCUACUUCUGCCGGGGCCUCAUCGGGAAGCUGAACGUGUCCUCCGAGGCGGUGGUCGUCCUGGUGGAAGUGCUGGCCAUCUCACGCGUCUCCCCAGGGCACCUCGUCCUGCUCUGCCUGCUGCCGGGACUCCUAUUUGCCAUGGACACGGGGCUGUACUUCUCUGUGCGGAGAGGCCUUCGAAGCUUAUUGAGGAACAGGACAAAUGACAAUGUCACUUGGAGCAAGAGCCUCCAGGACAAGCAGGAGCAAUAAACGAAGACCCUCUGACCUU
This is a messenger RNA of Myotis brandtii (Brandt's bat), 828 nucleotides long. It is a transcript of the gene FCGR3B, whose product is annotated as Fc fragment of IgG, low affinity IIIb, receptor (CD16b). Lineage: Eukaryota; Metazoa; Chordata; Mammalia; Chiroptera; Vespertilionidae. Gene Ontology annotation, biological process: cell surface receptor signaling pathway; regulation of immune response. Gene Ontology annotation, molecular function: transmembrane signaling receptor activity. Bases 51 to 809 code for a protein of 252 amino acids. The transcript has 5 exons. The record is from RefSeq and is a predicted model, not a curated record.